Messenger RNA from Aplysia californica (California sea hare), 321 nucleotides. RefSeq lists its product as uncharacterized. Lineage: Eukaryota; Metazoa; Mollusca; Gastropoda; Aplysiida; Aplysiidae. Bases 1 to 321 code for a protein of 106 amino acids. The transcript has a single exon. The record is from RefSeq and is a predicted model, not a curated record.
AUGAAGCGCAUUCUGGUUGCAAAUACCACCCAACUCCCGGGGACUGCACCACCAUUACCAGGUUCUGACAUUGUCCUUCCAUACUUUCUGAUUGGAGACUCUGCCUAUCCUUUACAACGGAUAGGUUCAAACUUGACCUAUGAGAGGCGUAUUUUCAGCUAUCGCCAUUCCAGGGCCAGACGCUGCAUCGAAUGUGCUUUCGGUGUGUUGGCAUCAAAGUGGCGUGUCUUGAAAACUGCGAUAGAAGCAAAGCUGGAAACAGCUGAAAUGAUUGUGCUAGCCUCAGUUGCUCUUCACAAUGCUAUCAUCUGGAACAAGUGA